Fusarium graminearum PH-1 is the source of this 537-nucleotide messenger RNA. RefSeq lists its product as uncharacterized. NCBI's taxonomy places the organism in Eukaryota, Fungi, Ascomycota, Sordariomycetes, Hypocreales, Nectriaceae. The transcript has a single exon. The coding region runs from base 1 to 537 and encodes 178 amino acids. The record is from RefSeq and is a predicted model, not a curated record.
AUGUACCGCGGCAUCGGAGCCAAGCUCGUUGACCUUGUCCCACAAAUCCACGACGCGCCCCCAUCCUACAACGAGACCGAACCUCCACCGCCUCCUCCCCCCAUUAACGACAAGAAACGCCGCCGAGUCGAUAGCGAAGGCAAAGAGAGCAAUGCGAUUUCCGAGAUUUGGGCCGAGCUCAAGGCACGAGACGAGCGCGACCGAACGGUACAACACGAACUGUCAGAUCUGAAGCAAGAGAACAAAUCCCUUCGAGAAGCGCUCGAUCAAAUCCGCCAGCAAGUCGCCACGUUCCACCAGAACCUGGACACCUUGAAACAAGACGUGGAUCACCUUCAAGGUCAAGACAAACACACUGCCGACACUCUGGAAGGAUACGAUACAAGACUGGUCGAGUUGCGGGAUGAUCUGGAGGAUCUUGAUGCCAAGGUCGACUCAAUCCAGGAACAUCGUGAUGAGAAUGGCGUGGCUCGCGACUUUCUUGACAAAGUUCGCAGUGAUGUGUAUGAUGAUAUUAUCACGCGUCUCACGGGCUGA